Molecule: messenger RNA, 2364 nt
Organism: Myotis davidii
Lineage: Eukaryota; Metazoa; Chordata; Mammalia; Chiroptera; Vespertilionidae
Product: histone-lysine N-methyltransferase PRDM9-like
Biological process (GO): regulation of DNA-templated transcription; positive regulation of reciprocal meiotic recombination
Cellular component (GO): nucleus
Molecular function (GO): histone H3K36 methyltransferase activity; histone H3K4 methyltransferase activity; recombination hotspot binding
Source: RefSeq, a predicted model, not a curated record
AUGCUCAACAAGCUGAGCCAUACCAACCAGGGAACAUCCAGGGUGCCAUUAAGUAAUGAAUAUACUUUGAAGGACUUGUCAGGAACAGAAAAUUUGCUGACAAGUGGCUCAGAGCUGACCCAGAAACCAGUUUCCACUCAUGGAGAAGCAAGUAACUCUGGACAGCACUUUAGACCAAAAUUGGAAAUCAAAGGAGAGGGGAUGGAUAUGAAGGUGUAUAACCUACGUGAAAGAAAGGACCGUGUGUACCAAGAGGUCAGCGAGCCCCAGGACGAUGAUUAUCUCUAUUGUGAGAAAUGUCAGAACUUUUUCAUCGACAGCUGUGCUGUGCACGGGCCCGCUACAUUUGUAAAAGACAGUGCAGUGGACAAGGGCCAUGCCAACCGCUCAGUCCUCACUCUGCCCCCUGGGUUGAGAAGCAGACCAUCAGGCAUCCCUGCGGCUGGGCUUGGAGUGUGGAAUGAGGAAAGUGAUCUGCCGGUAGGCCUGCACUUUGGCCCUUAUGAGAGCCAGAUUACAGAAGAUAAAGACACAGCCAGCAAUGGAUACUCCUGGCUAAUCACCAAAGGGAGAAAGUGCUAUGAGUAUGUAGAUGGAAAGGAUACUUCUCAGGCCAACUGGAUGCAGUAUGUGAACUGCGCCCAGAAUGAUGAAGAGCAGAACCUGAUGGCCUUUCAAUAUCACAGAGAGAAUGAUUCAGAACAAAAGCCAGAGAUCCACCCAUGCCCCUCAUUCUCUAUGGCCUUAUCCAAUCGGACAUUUCUUUGUCAACACCUGAAAUGCAAUCACCCGUCUGAGAGUCUGCCAAGAACAUCUGUAAGAAAAUACCUCCAAUCAGAGAAGCCUAGCCCAGAGGAUCAGAAUCAGCAGCUGCAACAUAGUGGUACACAUGGCUGGAGUGACACAGCUGAAAGUGAAGAGGUCAAAAAAAGGUCCAAACCUUUACCUAAAAGGAUCAGGCAGAGGAGAAUUUCUCAGAUUUUUUAACCUUCUGAAGGACAAAUUGGGAGCUCUAGCGAGUGGGAGAGAAUAAUGGAGAAAGAGCCUAGCAGAGACCAGAAUGUGAAUCCAGAGAACACAGGCAAAUUAUUUGUGGGAGUAGGAAUGUCAAAAAUUGUAGCAAUCAAGUCUGGAGUGUGUGGGCAAGGCUUCAGUGUUGGGUCACAUAUCAAGAUACACCAGAGGGCACACUCAGGGGAGAAGCCCUAUGUUUGCAGGGAGUGUGAGCAAGGCUUUACACAGAAAUCACAUCUCAUCAGACACCAGAGGACACACUCAGGGGAGAAGCCCUAUGUUUGCACAGGGUGUGAGCAAGGCUUUACACAGAGGUCACAUUUCAUCAGACACCAGAGAACACACUCAGGGGAGAAGCUCUGUAUUUGUAGUGAAUGUGAGCGAGGCUUUACACAGAAGUCAGAUCUCAUCAAACACCAGAGGACACACUCAGGGGAGAAGCCUUAUAUUUGCAGGGAAUAUGGUCGAGGCUUUACAGAAAAGUCAGGUCUCAUAUGACAUCAGAGGACCCACUCAGGUGAGAAACCCUAUGUUUGCAGGGAGUGUGGGCAAGGUUUUACACAGAAUUCAGGUUUCAUUAGACACCAGAGGACACACUCAGGGGAAAAGCCCCAUGUUUGUAGGGAGUGUGGGCAAGGCUUUUCACAGAAGCCACAUCUCAUCACACAUCAGAAGACACACUCAGGGGAGAACUCCUAUGCUUUCAGGGAGAAUGAGAAGAACCCCAAGAGUGGCAAGGAAGCUGUGGAGCUGGUGGAGAACACUGUUCAGAUUCUGCAGGAGAAUGUGGCCACCAUUUGUGAAAAUAGACAAUAUCCAGGUGAACUCCCAGGCGGCCACCCUUCAAGAUGCAUCCAGGUUGACCAGCAGCCUGGUGAUGCAGAACAUGGUGCAACUUCUGAGCAUCAGCAGGACCAGAACCAGUGCAACAUGCCCAUCAGUGUGGCACACAUCCAGGAGAAGACCUGCAACCUGUUCUGUGACUUCCAAUUUCCCACAGACCUGCAGAUUUUCAGCAUGGACAAGACCAGGCUUUUCUGGAAUCGACUGCCCCAUAGGACACUCCUUUCUGUGGAGGACAAGUCAGCCCCUGGGUCCAAAGGUGCUAAAGAGGUCCUAACUCUGCCACUCAAGGGCAACACAGCAGGUAACAUCAAGCUGAAGCCACUGUUGGUGUCCCCCUCCCAGCACAAGGUGCUGCUCAUCUUGGACAGUGUGUCAGGCCAUCCUGGGAACCUAGACAACCUCUCAGACCACUUGCAUGUGGAGCACCUGCCCAAAUACACCAUGGCCCUCAUCCAGCCCUUGAACCAGGAUGUUGUUGCCACGUUCAAGGCCUGCUACCUAUGA